UUCUCUGACUGAACCUAAACCCAGGAGUCCUCCGCUAUAUAUAUGUUGGAGGCCUCAUCUCAGCUGGUGUAUGCUGCCUCGUUGGUGAUCCAGUGUCUAAGAGAUCUUAGGGGUCCAUGUUAAUAGAGACUGCUGGUCCUCUUACAGGUUUGCCUUCCUCCUUAGCUUCCUCCAGCUUUUCCCUAAUUCAGCCAGAGGGGUCAGCAACUUCUGUUCAUUGGUUGGGUGCACAUAUUUGCAUCUGAUUUUUUCAGCUGUUUGUUGAGUCUUUUGGAGGGCAGUCAUGGUAGGUCCCUCCAUGGCUUCAGUAACCGUGUCAGGUCUUGGGGCCUCCCCUUGAGCUGGGUCCCACUUUGGGCUUGUCGCUGGACCUUCUUUUCCUCAGGCUCUUCUCCCUUUCUAUCCCUGCAUUUUUUCAGACAGGAAGAAUUAUGGGUCAGAGUGUUGGCUGACCCCACCCCUCACUUGAUGCCUUUGUGCUGGAGGUAGAUUCAAAAAGUUCCCUCUACCCCACUGUAGGCUCUUUAAUCUAUCUCCCCAACCCCCUUUGAGUCCUGAGAGUCUCUCACUUCCCAGGUUUCUGGUAUUUUCCUUCUUCUGGAAGUUGCCUGUUUCCAUUCUUUCUGCUUCAGACCAUUUCCUCCAUGUUCCCCUCUUCCCCACCCCCAUCCCCUUUCCCUGAGUGAGGUAACUCAGACACCAAAGGGAAUGCAUGGUAUGUUCUCACUAAUAAGUGGAUAUUAGCCACAAAAAUAGUACAGAAUAUCCAACAUACAGAACUCCACAGAACUCAAAAAAGUCAACAAGCUGAAGGUCCCAAGUGAGGAUGCCUGAAUUCCACUUAGGAAGAGGGAAAAGGGAAAGAAAUUUUCUUUUAUGUUUUCACUUAUUUAAAAAUAUUUAUGGAGAAUAUUGGGGCUCCCCAAGGACCUUAACCAACAAGAAAUCCUAAUAAGCCAGUCAGAGCAUCCAGACUCCAACCCUGAGGUAUCCUGGAACCUCUAAGGUGCUUCCUUAAAACUCCAUUCUUUUGUACUUGAGCACAUUUUGGUUUAGGAAGAACCACCCAGCAUUAUCUACAAGUGUAACUGGAGUUGGUUCCAAUGAAAUUGUUACUAGAAGUUGGUAUCUAAUCUAGGUGUUUCCAGGCUCCCCUUGUCAUACUCAAAGAAUUAAAGCAAAGGAGCACACAGAUCACAAAUUAGCAAGGAGGUUUUAUUCCAAAACAAAGGGACAGUGCAGAUCAGAUCAAAUAUGCUAUCGAGAGUGACAGUGGGCAAGUUGAGUUAAGAAUUCCAUGUUCAGGCUCCAGAUUUCCAUCUAUACCUUUCUUUGUGGAGUCCAAAACAGGAAGAAGUUUUGUUGCUUCUGGGGUAUUUCUCAACUUUAAUUGGCAGAUUUCAAUAGUAUAUGUUUCUUUUUAUUUUUUAUUUUGUAUCCCCAUUCCCACGAUGUAUCUGAUUUUAAUCAUAUACAUACCCAAACAUGUAUAAGCAUAAUUUUGUAAACCCUUAAAAGUCCAUUCAGAGGUCACAAUCUUUCUUUUCAUGUGUCUAAAAGACAAGACAGAUAGGCUGGUUUGACACAGUUCUCAAGUGUGUUUAAAUGACCAGGGAGCAUUACCAAGGAGUUGCCUAGGAGACUAACUUACUCCAUUGUUCAGAAGUAGAGUACAUAAGGAGAUCAACAUAAGCGGAGUGUCCCAGGUUGCCAAGUGCAUUGUUAGUAGAGGGAUGUGUGCGUAGCCCAAGCCAAGGAGAGUUGUUGAUUGCUAAGCUGUGCCCUAUGCUUCCCUACCUCAAAAUCAACCAGAUGUAUGGCUUUGGAAUCUGUAUACUUCAGCAGUCACACACAUUAGAGCACUUACUUAGCUAAAGUUAACUCCCCAACCGAAUGUAUGCCAUAAAUACAUAAUUUCCAGGUUAAUUGCAUGUAAAAAAUCAAGGCAUACCAGGUGUUAAGAGACUUAGACAAGAAGGUUCUAGGCCAUCUUCCUGUUGAUGAAUCUCAACACUGGGUUUAUAAUGAAGUCUGUUUUUGGCAGGGCCAGAAUUCCCACUGGGGCAUCCUAGCAAGGAGUGACUAAGUGAGAGCCUCACUGUAAAUUCUCCUUUUCCAACAAAUGCAUAGUUUUCUACAUUUGAAGAAUGUUUUAUUAUGGUAACUACACCCCAGGAUAUACCUUCUUAAGAUAAUGUUCAAGAUAUAGCAUUCAGAAACCAGGUAUACAAAUAAAUCAUAAACGUACCAUUUUGUUUUAGAGACCCACCUAGAUGAUGUGCGUGUAUGCAUGUGUGUGUGUGUGUGUGUGUGUGUGUGUGUGAGAGAGAGAGAGAGAGAGAGAGAGAGAGAGGUUUUAAAGAGCAGCAUUCUAAAACAAAUAACAGUAAUGAAAGACAACCUGUGUAACAGCAAGCGCCUUGGGAAUAGUGUUCUGUUUGAGCAGAACUUGAUCUAUUUGCUUAAACUGAAGACCUCUCUCUCUGAGAAUUUAUCUAGGAGAAUGAUCAUCAUCAAUGUGUGUAAUUUAUUUAUGGGUUAUCUCGAUGCCUUUACCACUCAAGAUUAAGAGCAAUUAAAAUCUACUUCUAUCUGAUGAAUGAAAGUGACUUAAUAGAAUAGCACCACUUUUGUUGUUUGUGAGUGAAAUCUGCCUGAGUUUCAAUGGUAACCUUUGCUAUAGAGGCAAUAAUAAGAGUAAGAUGAUUUUCCUUCCAUUUUCGUUUGGCUUUUCCAUGAAAGAAAUAGUGUACACUUGGCACCUAACAUUUAUUGUGCCAUCUGUCUGCUGGUUCCCUUGCUGUGAACAGAUUCACAGGAGCAUGUGGGUGGGGGAGGAUCCUUAGUAGAAUCUUUCCUAAGAAGGUCAGCUCUGUGUGGCACUGACUGCCUUUGACUCAUGCAGAACAGAUAAUACAUUACUUUAUUUGGUUUUCCAUGCUUUAUGCUUUAAGAAGUUGUACAUGUGGUAGUACCACUGCUGGUCUCCAACUUCUCUUUACAUUUUUCUAAGGUAGGAUUUAAAGUGAAAACAAAAAUAUAGGAACCAUAACAACUUGUCAAUGUCAGUGAUUUGCAAAGUCCUGAAUUUAGGAAAAAAAGAGGGAGGGUCUUUUUCUCUGCUUGAUCACUGAGAUUCCAUUUACUGUUACUAACAGGAAUUGGUUAAGAAUGGAUUUUUUCAAGCCCCUAAAGUUUCAACUAGUUGCUGUAUUAUGCCACUGAAGACCCUCAUGUUGUACUGAUGCUCAAUUGAUAGGUGAAAAUUUUUAAGAUAAGAGACGUUAACCAAUUUGCCCAUCUCAUGCCAGGAUUAUUCAGUAGAGUGAAGAAUUUAGAUCAUUUCUCCAAGAAAUUAAUCUAAAUAUCUUAUUGCUAACUAUGAUAGACAUGCUCAAAUUCCUACAAGUACUAUAGGGAUAACUUAAGUGGGAUUGGCUUCUUUUUCUUGCAUAGUGCAAGACCACUCCAUACCUGUGCCCCAUGACCCUGGCAUCUUCAAUAUUCUGACUUCUCCAUUGCAGUGGUCACUCAGGAUCUCUCUAUAGGAAUUCCAACUUUGCUACACAGUAACUGGUCUUAGAUGCUCUCCAUGAACCCAUCAGUGUUGCAUCUUUGCCUUUAAAUCCAGUACCACAUGGACAGAACUUUCAAAACCACAAAGCUUUGCUAACUGGAGAUGUAGCCAAGUUCCCUUGGACCACAGCUAUAUCUACUUCUGAAUGCUGAUGCUAAGGAAAUACAUCCCAAGGCAGUUGCUUUCAAGGAUCAGGGAACCCCCUUCCCUUAGGCUUCCUCAUUUAAAGAAAUUUAGAUAAUCACAAGAUGUUGCCUCUAAUGGGUGGGGUCUUCCCCUUAAGACCACCCUCUACUUUCACAUUGACACAGUCUCUACUACAAGACUGAUCAUUUUACCAGUUACAGCUGCCACUUCAGCACCACCAUGAAUACUGUCCUGCCUUGAAAUUUCUCUAGCCAAACAGAUCAGAACAUCUUUUUCAAAGUUAAUCUCACACAAGCUCUCAGGACACAGGCAGAAUGUGGUUAGAUUCUUGUCCAAAGUUUCACACUAGUCGUCCUUAGUCCAGUUAGUGAUAGAGUACUUGUUACCCUCUGAAGCUUUAUAAGCUGCCCCUUCAACAUGUACCUUUCUUACAGCCUUCACUAGAACAGCCCAUUAAGCUUUGCUUCAAACAUAGUAUUUCAUGGCAACAUACCUAACACUUCCACAUUCCAGCCACAAAACAAUUCAAGUGGCAUGAGAAACACAUAGUUAGGGGUUUAUCACAACAGUACCAAUUUCUGUCUUAGUUUUAUUUCCAGCUGCUAUGGCAAAGCACCCUGACAAAGGUAACUUAUGAGAGAUAGGAUAUAUUUCAGCUCAUAGUUUAAGAGCAUAGUCCAAAAGUCAAGGUAUCGGGAACUUGAAACAGCUAGUCAUAUUCAUAGUCAAGAAGAGAGAAAGAGUGGAUGCAUGCACACUGAGUGCAUUCUCCAUCCCUGUCAUUCUUCUUUUUCCUAGUUUAGGAUUCCAAGUCCAUGGGAUGGUGCUACCCACAGUGGCCAUUUUUCCCAUGUCAUUAAUACAAUGAAGAUAAUGCCUCAUAGACAUGCCCACAGAAGUCUGAAGGAGAUAUUUUGUUGAGACUCUCUUCUCAGAAAUACUCUGUGGUGAAAUGCUUCUGUCUGUUGCCAAAAUGAACACUGAAGAAAAAUGAAGAAGACUGAAGAACUCCAACAAAAAAUUUGCACAACAGAAGUAACCAAAAUCUUCUGGAGUCUUUAAUUCAUCCACAGCCAUCGUAAAGCAAAAAGUUUUUACAUCAUGUUUGGGAAGAAAAAGAAAAAGAUCGAAAUAUCCGGCCCAUCUAACUUUGAACACAGGGUUCAUACUGGGUUUGAUCCACAAGAGCAGAAGUUUACUGGCCUUCCCCAGCAGUGGCACAGCCUGUUAGCAGACACAGCCAACAGGCCCAAGCCUAUGGUGGAUCCAUCAUGCAUCACACCCAUACAACUGGCUCCCAUGAAGACAAUCGUCAGAGGAAAUAAAUCCUGCAAGGAAAGCUCUAUCAACGGUCUGCUAGAGGAUUUCGACAACAUCUCCGUGACUCGCUCCAACUCCCUAAGGAAAGAAAGCCCACCCACCCCAGAUCAGGGAGCAGCUAGCCGCAUUCAAGGCCACUCCGAAGAAAACGGCUUCAUUACUUUCUCACAAUAUUCUAGUGAAUCUGAUACUACUACGGACUACACAACUGAAAAGUAUAGAGACAGGAGUCUCUAUGGAGACGACCUGGAUCUGUACUAUAGAGGCAGCCAUGCAGCCAAGCAAAACGGGCAUGCUAUGAAGAUGAAACAUGGAGAUGCCUACUAUCCUGAGAUGAAGCCUUUGAAAUCCGACCUGGCCAGAUUCCCUGUCGACUAUCACACACACUUGGACUCGCUGAGCAAAGCAAGUGAGUACGGUGACCUCAAGUGGGAUUAUCAGCGAGCCUCCAGUAGCUCCCCUCUGGACUACUCAUUCCAGCUCACGCCUUCCAGAACUGCAGGGACCAGCAGGUGCUCCAAGGAGAGUCUGGCAUACAGUGAAAGUGAUUGGGGACCCAGCUUUGAUGACUAUGAUAGGAGGCCAAAAUCAUCCUACCUGCAUCAGACAAGCCCUCAGCCAGCCAUGCGCCAGAGAUCCAAGUCAGGCUCAGGGCUUCAGGAACCCAUGAUGCCAUUUGGAGCAAGUGCAUUUAAAACUCAUCCUCAAGGACACUCGUACAACUCCUACACCUACCCUCGAUUGUCUGAGCCCACAAUGUGCAUUCCAAAGGUGGAUUAUGAUCGAGCACAGAUGGUCUUCAGUCCUCCACUGUCAGGGUCCGACACCUAUCCCAGAGGCCCCACCAAACUACCUCAAAGUCAAAGCAAAGUGGGCUACUCUUCAAGUAGCCACCAGUAUCCUGGGUACCACAAAGCAUCCCUAUACCAUCAUCCGUCCCUGCAAACCAGUUCUCAGUACAUCUCCACCGCUUCUUACUUGAGCUCUCUCAGUAUCUCCUCGAGCACCUACCCUCCACCCAGCUGGGGCUCCUCUUCAGACCAGCAGCCCUCUAGGGUAUCCCAUGAACAGUUUCGAGCUGCCCUGCAACUGGUGGUCAGCCCAGGAGACCCCAGGGAAUAUUUGGAUAACUUUAUUAAAAUCGGAGAAGGGUCGACAGGCAUCGUGUGCAUUGCAACAGAGAAGCACACAGGCAAGCAAGUGGCGGUGAAGAAAAUGGACCUCCGAAAGCAACAGAGACGGGAACUCCUUUUUAAUGAGGUCGUGAUAAUGCGUGAUUACCACCAUGACAAUGUAGUUGACAUGUAUAACAGCUACCUUGUUGGAGAUGAGCUCUGGGUGGUCAUGGAGUUUCUAGAAGGUGGUGCCUUGACAGACAUCGUCACUCAUACCAGAAUGAAUGAAGAACAGAUAGCUACUGUCUGCCUGUCAGUUCUGAAAGCGCUGUCCUACCUUCAUAACCAAGGAGUGAUUCACAGGGACAUAAAGAGUGACUCCAUUCUUCUGACAAGCGAUGGCCGGAUAAAGUUAUCUGACUUUGGCUUCUGUGCUCAAGUUUCCAAAGAGGUGCCAAAGAGGAAGUCACUGGUGGGUACCCCAUACUGGAUGGCUCCUGAGGUGAUUUCCAGGCUACCUUAUGGGACAGAGGUGGACAUCUGGUCCCUCGGGAUAAUGGUGAUAGAGAUGAUUGAUGGUGAGCCUCCCUAUUUCAAUGAGCCUCCUCUGCAGGCCAUGAGGAGGAUCCGGGACAGUUUACCUCCAAGAGUGAAGGACCUGCACAAGGUUUCUUCCAUGCUCCGAGGAUUCCUAGAUCUUAUGUUGGUGAGGGAGCCCUCUCAAAGAGCCACAGCUCAAGAACUUCUUGGACAUCCAUUCUUAAAAUUGGCAGGCCCGCCAUCUUGCAUCGUUCCCCUCAUGAGACAAUAUAGGCAUCACUGAGAGGAGUCACAUAAGAUGCAAAGCUAGGCAAAGACAUAAAAAUGAUUCAGGAGAACAUGAGGAGACCCACAAAACAUGCAAAGACCUGUGUAUUCUAAACCAGCUGAUUGGUGGGACAGUGUGAUGACCUGACCGGCAGGGUUCGACAGACCAGGGCAUCUUCUAGUGUCUUAAAUAGUAGGCAUCUCUCCACUAACAGCUGGCAUGGUCAAUUGGAGCAUGGCUUUAAUAAGUCAUUAUUAUACAUUUUCAGCCCUUCUUCCAGUGAAUCAGAAGGACUCAGUACAAACUCCGUUACGAUAUAUCCUAGCCACAUGCAGGGUACCAUAUAGGAUUUUCUAUUAUUGAAAGAAUACUUUUCUGGCAAAAAAAAAGAUAAAGAAAGGAAGAAAAGAAAAUAAAAAGCACUUUUUUUCUUAAUGGUAGCAGUGUAAUGUAUUUUGCAAUGAAUUUGUAAUUUUUCUGUACAAUAGUUUUGAUAAUUUAUAGUACUUUGAUGUCACGUAGCCAUUGUCUCGGUUGAAGUAAUACUUGUUUACUAGCAGGCGUUUGAACAAAGCCUUUCCUACUUUUUUAUCCCUUUCAGAGAACCAACGAUUCUUUAGGAACUUUGAAUACUAAAUGACCCUCAGUCACCGUCAGCUUUAGCAGAAUAUCUUUCUUAUCUUAACAAGUGUCUUAUGUGGUGGAGGAAGAGUUAAGGGGGAUGGUGGUGGUGCGGACACUUCACUUACCCAACCAAAUAUAACGAAAUAACAUUUGAGCCACAGAAUUGCCAUAUGAUUCCUUGAGAUGAUGCUAAGUAUUUUGAAAAAUUACAUAUUCCUGCAAAGAUUCUGGUAACACCAUUUUUUUUCUUUUGUAGAACCAGAUAUUACCCUUGAUGCCUCCCUUCAAAUAGGUGUGGCAUCCUCAGUGGCCAAAUUUCCCUCCCAGGGAGUAAUUUUAAUGCUGGGAUCUUUGGACUCAGAUCCCCAGGUAGAAUGUUUCAGUGAGACCAUGGAAAUGCCAGGCUCACAAAGGGAGAAUGAAUAAGGCAAGUUGUUUGGUCCGUCACUGUUUCUAAGACUCUGUAUGCUAGCACACCAAACUCUUGUCUGUAUUUACCUUCAUGCCACAGUAUUAAUCACUGUUAUUCAUGUAUUGUGCUGAAAGUCUGAACGGAUGAUAGAGGAUGAAUUAGCAAGGGGGUACUUUACCAAGUAUGGUCUAACUUCCGUGGUGGCCGUGUUAUAAUGUGUUUCUGACAUAAGGAGAGUUUGUGCUGCUGUCUCGAUCUUCCUGAAUGUUGAUAAAAAUGAAUGACUACUACAAUACAUUUUGUGUUGCUUGUUGGAUGAAUUUGCAUGUUAACUGUAGGCCAAUAUAGAUUUGCCUUUAAAACUCUGGAAGCGCUACAUAGUCAUCAUUAGUUUCUAUUAAUUAUGCAUCAGACAAAAGCCAUUUGUUACCAAACUGGAAAACCAGAGGCUUUACUUAGUGACUUUGCAGACUGUAACAAAUGGGAAAAUAAAUUUGUGAAGAUACUCUGGUUGAUCUAAGCAUAAUUAAGAUUUUUUGUAAUUAAUAGGUUGAUAAUUAUUUAUUAUAGUUUAAAAGGAAAAAAGGCAUAAAAUGACCUUCUGCUGAUUAGCUGUUCAGUUUUAACCCAAACUGGAAAUGCUUUACAAUCAAUAGAAUCUAUAACUUUGUUUUAUAAAACACAGAACAUCAAUGUUUUAUGAAAACUGUUAAAAGUCUUAAUAUAAAUAUGUAAGAAUAACAGCAAUCUCAAUCCCCAAAAUUGCAAUCCUAAAAUGUCACAAAACAGAAUGUCAUAAUUCAGCCAGGACUAUGUAGGAGAGGAAAGAAGAGUCAAUCAGAAUCACUUUUAACCAGAAUCAACAUUAAAAAAAUUCAUUGCAAAAUCUGCAAAAAAAAAAAAAUAGCAGAUUUUGGACUCAAACAACUUUCGACAGUGUAAUGGAAAUUUUUUUCUGUAAUUUUCUUAUCAAUGGGCAUUUUUUACAGUAUUCGGUGAGUUUACUAAAUGUUACUGUAGCUUAAAGGAAUCUGUGAGCAGUGAGCAUUGGCAGAAGCUGCACCACAAAUAAAGUAAGUGUUUGCCUUUUUCCCACCGUGCUAUUGGA
Messenger RNA from Rattus norvegicus (Norway rat), 9111 nucleotides. NCBI's taxonomy places the organism in Eukaryota, Metazoa, Chordata, Mammalia, Rodentia, Muridae. The record is from RefSeq and is a predicted model, not a curated record.